CUCCUCAUCUUCUUAUCUUUCCUUCUCUUCAUUAGCCUUACAAUCCCCAUGACUCGUCCUCAGGUCACAUCUACGGUUGCUCCUUUUAAGAGGGUUCUCCUUGAACCUUCGGUUUCAGCUUCAGUAACAAUGGAUCUACAUCCAAACGCUCGCACACGACACAGCCGCACUUCUAGAAGGAGAGAGUUUGGAAAUGAUGCUCAUGAGGUUCCUAGUGGUCCAAACCCUAUUUCCAACUAGGUGAGUUGGCACAUCUGGUUUUACCGGUGAGUUUGAAGGAUAAGUUAUUAUAGAUCAAUAUUAUAUGUAUAUUGGGGA
Messenger RNA from Camelina sativa (false flax), 318 nucleotides. Its product is annotated as CLAVATA3/ESR (CLE)-related protein 41. Gene Ontology annotation, biological process: xylem development. The record is from RefSeq and is a predicted model, not a curated record. NCBI's taxonomy places the organism in Eukaryota, Viridiplantae, Streptophyta, Magnoliopsida, Brassicales, Brassicaceae. Gene Ontology annotation, cellular component: apoplast. Gene Ontology annotation, molecular function: receptor serine/threonine kinase binding.